Messenger RNA from Dermatophagoides farinae (American house dust mite), 1488 nucleotides. It is a transcript of the gene Alg11, whose product is annotated as ALG11 alpha-1,2-mannosyltransferase. Gene Ontology annotation, biological process: dolichol-linked oligosaccharide biosynthetic process; protein N-linked glycosylation. NCBI's taxonomy places the organism in Eukaryota, Metazoa, Arthropoda, Arachnida, Sarcoptiformes, Pyroglyphidae. The record is from RefSeq and is a predicted model, not a curated record. Gene Ontology annotation, cellular component: endoplasmic reticulum membrane. Gene Ontology annotation, molecular function: GDP-Man:Man(3)GlcNAc(2)-PP-Dol alpha-1,2-mannosyltransferase activity.
UAAGAACUAUGUUCCUAUUCAUAAUUGUCGGAAUUUUGAUGCCCAUUUAUCUGCUUAAAUUGUACGUGGGCUAUAAACAUGAACAGAUUCGUACUCGAUACGCAAUAAACGGUAAUGGAAAAGUGGUUGCUUUUUUUCAUCCAUUCUGCAAUGCCGGUGGUGGCGGCGAAAGGGUCAUGUGGUCUGCCAUCAAAGCUCUCCACCAACGAUACCCACAGCAUUGUUAUAUCAUCUAUUCUGACAAUUAUAAUGUACAGCCGUUAACGAUAGUGAGAAAAGCAAGCCAAACAUUUCAAUUGGAUUUGGCUGUCGAAGAGAUGAAAGUGCACUUCAUACAGCUUCGACUAUGUUGGCUACUUUUGGCUAAAUAUUAUCCCAUCUUUACUUUGCUUGGCCAGAAUAUUGGUUCGUUUAUUGUCGGACUGGAAGCGAUGCUUCGAUGUCCUCCUGAUAUUUACAUCGAUACUAUGGGCGCCAGUUUCACUUAUCCAUUGUUUCGCUUGGUUGGCUCGGCAAAAGUAGCCACAUACACCCACUAUCCAAUGAUUAGUGCCGAUAUGCUACAAGUGGUAGCCUGCAAUCAAUCCACAUUCAAUAAUCGAUCCAUUAUUGCCCAAAGUCAAUUAUUGACCAAAAUCAAGCUAGUCUAUUAUCACUUGUUGGCAUUUUGCUAUCGAAUGGCCGGAAACAGUGCUAACGUCGUCAUGGUUAAUUCUACAUGGACACGAAACCAUAUAGAAGCGCUUUGGCGACGAACCGUAGUCGUUGUUUAUCCACCAUGCAAUGUGGACAAUCUAAGUUGUCUUAGCCUAACCAAUAAGAAAGCCAACAUGAUCAUAUCGUUGAGUCAAUUUAGACCGGAAAAAAAUCAUCAACUACAAUUAAAAUCGAUAUCAAGAUUGAUCGACAUUUUGCGUGAGAAUGGAUCCACUGAAAGACCACUGUUGGUCAUGAUUGGUAGUUGCAGAAAUGAACAGGAUGAAAAAUUAGCACAAAGUCUAAGCCAACAAUCGAUAAAAUUGGGUAUCGAGGAUUGUGUCCAAUUCAAAUUGAACAUUCACUAUGAUGAAAUGGCCCGUCUGAUAGAAGAGGCUAGCAUGGCAAUCCAUACAAUGACUAAUGAACAUUUUGGCAUCAGUGUUGUCGAAUUUUUAGCUGCUGGAUUAUUAACCGUUGCUCAUAAUUCUGGUGGUCCGAAAUUGGAUAUUAUCACCGAGAAUGAGACAGGAUUCUUGGCUGAGGACUGUGAUCAAUUCGCUCAUCAUCUGUAUAGGAUUAUGCAAUUGUCGGCUGAUAACAAACAUAUGAUUCGAUUAAAAGCGAGAAAAUCAUUGGAACAAUUUUCGCAGCAAAUGUUUGAACAAUCAUUCUGUCAACAUAUGUCUUUAUUGCUUUGAUCAAUGCUAAUGUUUCUGACCUGAGACAGUCAUAAAGUUGUCGGCAAGUGAGCCAAGGAAACCGCUGUUAAUAAUAAGUUUAUCAAUUUAA